CAGGUGAGCAGUGGUGUGUGAGAGCCAGCCCCGUCUCACUGCCUGCCCACUCAAGUGGCAAUUCCCUGAAGUUGCCUGUCCCCUCUGGAGCCUCAGCAGAUUCUUCUUUCAGAACUCACUACCAAGAGCCCUGAACAGGAGCCACCAUGCAGUGCUUCAGCUUCAUUAAAACCAUGAUGACCCUCUUCAAUUUCCUCAUCUUUCUGUGUGGCGUUGCUCUAUUGGCAGUGGGCAUCUGGGUGUCCGUCGAUGGGUCAUCCUUCCUGAAGAUCUUCGGGCCGCUGUCAUCCAGUGCCAUGCAGUUUGUCAACGUGGGCUACUUCCUCAUCGCAGCUGGUGCUGUGCUCUUUGCUCUUGGUUUCCUGGGCUGCUACGGUGCUCAGACUGAGAACAAGUGUGCCCUCAUGAUGUUCUUCUUGAUCCUCCUCAUCAUCUUCAUCGCUGAGGUUGCAGCUGCUGUAGUUGCCUUGGUGUAUACCACCAUGGCUGAGCACUUCCUGACGUUGCUGGUAGUGCCUACCAUCAAGAAAGACUAUGGUUCUCAGAAGGACUUCACCCAAGUGUGGAACACCACCAUGGAAGGGCUCAAGUGCUGUGGCUUUAACAACUACACGGAUUUUGAGGGCUCUCCCUACUUCAUGAAGAACCAUACCUUUCCCCCAUACUGUUGCCUUGACGAUGGCAAUGGCACAGCCACAGAACCCUGCACCAAGGAGAAGGCUGAUGACAACAUUGUACAGGGCUGCUUCAGUCAGCUUCUGUAUGACAUCCGAACCAACGCAGUCACUGUGGGUGCUGUGGCAGCUGGAAUUGGGGGUUUGGAGCUGGCAGCCAUGAUCGUGUCCAUGUAUCUGUACUGCAAUUUGAAGUAAGUCUGCUUCUGCCUCCGCCACUGCUGCUGCCACAUAAGAACUGGGAAGAGGCAUCCUGGCACUGUCAAGCGGCAGUGUUUGGGCUGAGGACAGGAUCUAACAGUUUCAUUUGGGCCAGAGUGGGCCCAGCCUUGCUGCUCUGGACUUGGGGCCAAAUAGGGGACCACCCCCUUCCGGCUGUGCCUGAGUUUUCCUUCCAAUGGUGGGGUUGGGGUCAGAACCUCUAAGGCAGUCAGUUCUCCUGCCCAUACUUCCAGUCUGUCCCUUAAACCCUUGACACCCUUUCAAGCCAAUGGGGCUCUCAGUGAUCCCAGCAGCCCCGCUGCGGGAUGAGAGAAAGGCACCCUAAAACAUGGACACAUGCAAAAUCAGCAGUCAUGAGGCGGAUGUGUAGAAGGCUCUUCAGAACUCAUAACCCAAUUAAAAUGUCUCCAUUUGGAACUCUUUUCGCGUAUCCUUGGAGAGGCAGGCCCAUCUUGCCUCACUUGGCCUCAGAUUCCUAUGGGGCUGGUGACUCAGAAGGCCCCUGGAAAGGUCACAAGGGUGGAGGUAGAUGCCUAUUUUCCCCCUUCAUUUGGAUUCCAGGCCUGGGAGGGAGCCUAACAGGGAUGAUCAAGAGGGCACUCCGGGAGGAACUGGGGGCUGGGCCAGUCUGCCUUCCCAUAAUGUGGGAGGACUUUGACCUGAAACUACCCCCUCCUGGGUGGGGGCAGUGGACUGGAAAGCUAUGAAAAUAACAAGCCUGUGCCCAGGUGGGGGUGGAGAGACAAGAAAUACUGCCAAGGCAAUGGGAGGGUCACUUCUUAGGCUCUGGAAUCCCUCCAGAAGCCCCCAUCAGAGGAUCCAAGCUGCCUACCCUUCUCACUCAGGCAAAGCCCAUACCUGUCCUUGCCUUGGGGAUUUUAGAAAGAACUUUGUUUAUUUUGGUCUUGGCUUGCCUCUGGGACUCUACAGAUCUGAUCUCUUAAUCUUAACCACCCCCAAGCUCUAGAAACUGUGCCUAGAAAGGCCAAGUGACUUGUUCCACGUCCACAACCUUCCCUGAAGGGCUGAGCCUUGACUUGGGCCCAGACUGUCUGACUCCAGAGUCUGGUGGGGUCCUGGCUGAUGUGGAGUCCAAUUUACCUGAAGGCCAGAAUAUCCCAGACAUAGAUCUGAUUGCUGCUGAAACAGGACGGACAACACUAAGGAGGAAGGCUACAGCCAGCAAAACCCAGACUAGCAAACCAGUCCUCCUUACUCCCCACCUGGUUUUCCUAGGGCAGUCCAGAACUAUUACCCCUUGCUGAGCCCGCGAAGGAACAGCAACCUGGAGAGAACCACACAGUGCCUGAGAGCUAGUCCCAGGUCCAGAUCAGGAGCCUGCUGGGGGGCUGGGCAGGGAGAGCAACUAGUCCCUCUCCCCACCUUCACAACCUUACCAUCUCUCACACACCACCCUUCCCCAGGUACCUACAUGGAGGCUGCAGGGGAUUUGUUUGCCCAGGGCGGGCCUCCGCCACCUCGUGAGCUAACUGCUCCUCAACUUGACUGUUGUGGCACCUCAAGCGCUAUCUCUAGCUCCAGCAAACACUGAAGGCGUCAGGGUGGCGAGAAAUGUCGGAGCACCUGUGCCAUGGUGGAGGGAGGGGUAGAGCUGAAAAAAGGGCGGGAGUUCUAGUCAGUUCCUGCCUCCCUGGCCAAGGCUCUACAUAAGGCACUCACCAGACUUACCUUGAACAGACUCUGCAGGCUGACCCAUCUCAAGAGGUGUGGUCUACACUAGAUCCCUUAAAUGUCCUGCCACCUGCCUUAGACUUUCUUAUCCACUCCUUCUAGACAGUCCUAUCCAUUUCCUGGUGCUUCUGUGACUAAGUUAGAUCUUUCUAACUUCUUUGGAUCACUGGCUAGGUGAGAAUCUGAUGAAAAUGAUGGCUUUUCAGGCUAUCUGGGUGGCUCAGUUGGUUGAACAUCCGACUUCGGCUCAGAUUAUGAUCUCACAGUUUGUAAGUUUGAGCCCCACAUCAGGUUUGCUGCUGUCAGCUCAGAGCUGCUUCAGUUCUUUUAUUCCCCUUUCUCUACCUCUCCCUUGCUCAUGCUUUCUCAAAGAUAAACAUUAAAAAAAUAAGAAGAAACGGGGGUGCCUGGGUGGCUCAGUUGGUUUAGCAUCUGACUUCAGCUCAGGUCAUGAUUUCAUGGUUCAUGAGUUCGAGCCCCACAUUGGGCUCUGUGCUGACAGCUCAGAGCCUGGAGCCUGCUUCAGAUUCUGUGUCUCCCUCUCUCUCUGUCUCCCCCACUUAUGUUCUCUCUCUCACUCUCUCCCAAAAAUAAACAUUAAAAAUAUUUUUUUAUGAAGAAAUUGAUAGCUUUUCUCCAGAAAAAUUUAUAGAUAUGGAAUCUGCUUACAAAGUACCCAAAGGGGGGCACCUGGGUGGCUCAGUUUGUUAAGUGUCUGACUUUGGCUCAGGUCAUGAUCUUGCAGUUCAUGAAUUUGAGCCUUACAUCAGGCACUCUGCUAUCAAUGCAGAGCCUGCUUAUGAUACUCUGUCUCCCUCUCUCUCUGCCCCUCUCCCACUUGCUUGCUCUCACUCUCUCUCAAAAAUAAACAAACAUUAAAGGGUGCCUGGGUGGCUCAGUUAGUUAAAUGUCCGAUUUCAGCUCAGGUCAUGAUCUUGCGGUUUGUGGGUUCGAGCCCCGUGUUGGGCUCUGUGCUGACAGCUCAGUGCCUGGAGCCUGUUUCAGAUUCUAUGUCUCCCUCUCCCUCUGCCCCUCCCCUGCUCAUGCGCUCUCGCUCUCUCUCUCUCUC
Acinonyx jubatus (cheetah) is the source of this 3657-nucleotide messenger RNA. It is a transcript of the gene TSPAN1, whose product is annotated as tetraspanin 1. NCBI's taxonomy places the organism in Eukaryota, Metazoa, Chordata, Mammalia, Carnivora, Felidae. The record is from RefSeq and is a predicted model, not a curated record. Bases 147 to 872 code for a protein of 241 amino acids. The transcript is spliced from 8 exons. Gene Ontology annotation, cellular component: membrane.